This is a messenger RNA of Asparagus officinalis (garden asparagus), 927 nucleotides long. RefSeq names its product transcription factor TCP14-like. Gene Ontology annotation, molecular function: sequence-specific DNA binding; DNA-binding transcription factor activity. Lineage: Eukaryota; Viridiplantae; Streptophyta; Magnoliopsida; Asparagales; Asparagaceae. Gene Ontology annotation, cellular component: nucleus. The record is from RefSeq and is a predicted model, not a curated record.
AUGGGAGGAAAAGGCAAGGGAAUGAUUACUAGAGUGGAAACGGGCCCACGUCGAUCACCUCUUUUCCUUGCUAGUAGAGAGCUCGGCCCACAGUCCGACGGGGAGACCAUCGAGUCUCUCCAGCAGGCAGAGCCAGCUGUCAUCGCCGCCACCGGGACGCGGGCAACGAUUCCCAGCCAAUUUUCAACCUCCCUCAACAUCUCGUUAAGGUCUUCCUCUUCCUCGAUGUCUGCUGCCCAAAAAUUACUUCAACUCCAUCAACGCGACGGCCGGCAGCAGCAGCAGGGCAAAGCGCGAGCAGCUAGCAAGCAGCAAGCAACAUGCCGGAUGGGUUUCGGCUGCGGCGGCGGCGGCGGCGGGCGGGGUCCCGUGUCGAGCACGGGGUUGCAUUUAAUGAACUUCCCGCCGACGCCGAUGGCGCUGCUUGCCAUUCAGCAGCUGGGGUUGGGAUCGGGCGCGGGAGGGGAGGUAGUUGGGCAUUUUUCGGCGGCGCUGAACGCCUAUCGGUCGUCGGCGGACUGUGACGGCGUGUGGAAUUCUCAGCACAGCAUCAGCAUCAGCAUCAACAGCAGCAGCACGAGAGGCAUGACACAAUGAGCACGAGCGAUGACUCGUAGUAAGUUUGACUUCACCGUUGACUGAGAUUGAGAUGAGUUCAUGCAUCAUAUUGUCGUUUCUCUCAUUGCUUUUAUGAAUUUACCUUUUUUAGAGGGGGUAAAAAGAGAUCAGGUGAAAGACAAUUUUUUUUUUUUGUUUCUAUUUGCCGUGGUGCUAGGGUUUCUUGGUGCUUUAAACUUGCUAGGGUUUUUAUUUUUUUAUUUUUGGAAUUUUUUUGUUCUUGGGGUAUGGCAAUUAACGGUAUGGUGGUGAGUUUUGGCUUCCAAACAUAUUGCAAGCAUUUCUCAUAUUUCAUGGUUAAUUUUUUAA